Molecule: messenger RNA, 2482 nt
Organism: Perca flavescens (yellow perch)
Lineage: Eukaryota; Metazoa; Chordata; Actinopteri; Perciformes; Percidae
Exons: 3
Coding region: 445-2154 (569 amino acids)
Source: RefSeq, a predicted model, not a curated record
ACAACAGUGCCUCGAGGAGCAAGUUUAACAAAGACAUCAGCAUCAAGUUAGACUUGUUUCACUGCAUGAGGCGCUUUACCAGGGAGUGUGUGUCUGAACAUCACCCUCUGUUCAGCUCCUUCUGCCAGUUCCUCUCUGCAGCAUUUGUUGUGGUGGACCAGAGGGAUCUACAAAGGCUCACAGAGGCAUACACCUUCUGUGGAAUCUCUCCUGCAAAUCCGACAAAGCAGCACAUAAGAGAGCACUGCAGGACAAAGGUGCCACAGCCGAGGGAGCUGCUGCAGAGGGUUGAAGAUGUGUUGCACCACUUCUACCUGGCAAAGGACGCCAAUGAUGUGCCCCUGUUUAUGGCCUCCAUGCUGAAGUUGUGGAGGAUCCAACGCGUCCACAUCCUGAGAGGCUGCCUGAGCGACCCUGACGUCGGGGAGGGAAUUCUCUACAGGUAUGGUGGUACCUUGCAGCUCAACUACAACAAGGGUGCAGGAGCCUGUACCUGUUUGGAUUACAGUGAGAGGCACCUCUCAGCAGGAGGGCUUCCACUUUCACCAAGCCCAGUGGGUGACAGGCAACCGGGUGUCCUGUGAACUUUUCCAGGCCCAGGCAAUGACUGGAGUGGUGCGGUGGAACUUCCAGAGGCUGGUGGACCUGAAACAGCCUGGUGUGGAGCUGCCAUCUGUGUUUGACCCCCUGUUAAUUUCAGGACUGAACACAGCCUCUGUCAAGGUGACAGGCCAAGCAAAAUAUCCCAGGCUGCAAAAUACAAACAGGGACACAGGGGAGAGAUUUGGACUGCAGUUUGUGGAGCCAGGUUGUCGUCCUGUUGUGUUGAACUGGGACAAGCACAAGGUACAGCCCAACAUCCCAGCUGCUGUAGCCAUGGAGACAGAGGAUCACUGCCCUGCUGCUGUGGUGGACACAGACUCUCAGGAGACCAGUGAUGAGCCAGUUGGAGCGGUGCCCAUCCUAUCUUUCCAGCAGGGCUCUGAAACCCUUUCCCAAUCCCAGCAGUCCCAGCAAUCCCAGCAGUCCCAGCCACCCUUGAUACCAGCUGCGGCCAGAGCCAAAUCAGAGACUCAGUCUUUGAUGGAUACAGGGGUAGCACCGCUGCCUGUUUCUUCCUCUCCCCGGGCCGCCCGCACUGGACCAAUCAAGACGGGAGGCCUUGUUCAAGUCUUGGACCACAGCCGGUGGAAAGAAGCCAUGAGAGCUGCCAUCGACGGGCUUCUGGUUAAGCACCAUGGGUCAAAAGACUUUCUGAAGCGGGUGGACGCAGACUAUGCUGCCAUGGUCCAGAGAGCGUGCACUGACCCCAACAGCCUCCUUCAUCCAACCACAUGCCAACAUAUCUCCAGAUAUGUAAAGCAUCUGGCCAAAUUAAAAAACACCAGCUCCUCCCUCAAUACCAGCCCAGAGAAAGUUUUGGAGACACAGCAGCUGUGGCACAGUUUGACUACAGGCAGUCAAACGACCAGCGUGCCUGUCGUAACUCUACCUCCUGCUACUUUCAACCCUUCACCUGCUGCUCCACCCCAGGAGGAGUCCCUGAGCCGGGCUACAGUGGAGCGGAUUGUAGCAGAGUUAAUGCAACAACAACAACAUCAGCAGCAGCCGCCGCAGCCGCAGCAGCAGAAAAAAAAGACCAGGAACUGUGUAGCCUGUGGUCAGCCCAAGUCCCGGUAUCUUGGCGAUGGCUCAUCAGUUCAUUUCUUUUAUCAGACACAAACAAUCAAAUACUUUUACUGCUCCACAAAGGUGUUUAAGACAUAUGCAGACGAAGGCCUCACAAACCCUCGGAUGUCUUUUGAGGACUUUGCUGCGUCUCCAUUCUUUGAGCGGGAGCUGGAGGGCGCCAGACAGAGGGGGGCUGAGUGGAGGAGGGUGGCAGAGGAGAGGGCAAAGAGGAAAUCAGAAUUGCAGCUUCCAACAGGUCGCCUGUGCAGGUUCUGUCAUCAACCCCUAAAGCAGGGCCCUGACAGCCCUCACGUACAUGACAGCUUCCCCGGGGUACCAGGGAAAUACAUCUACUGCCCCUCCAGAGUGUUCUCCCUCUACAAGGCACAGGGCAUGGGGCAGGAGAUGACCUGGGGGGAGUUCAAACUGUCGGACUUCUAUGAGGCUGAAAGGGACAGAUGGGUGGCAGAGAAAAAAAAAUGAACACUUCAACUUCAAAUAUACCCUCUCUCUCUCACACACACACACACACACACACUACUGUACUUAGUCAGGACUGUUUCAUUGUGAUAUUUUAGUUUAUUCAACUUUAUUCACCUUCACUGGAUAUCUGGUCUGAAUCAUCAUCAUCACUUUUUCAUCAUCACAUCACAGUCUCUCAGUUGUUCACAUGCACUCUUCUGUAACAGUGUAAAUAAGUGUAAUUUUAUUUUACACAGUGUGUACAUUUUUAUUGUGUGUUUUAGAUUUGUAUUGUGUUUUAGAUCUUUAUUUGGUGUUUUAGAAUUAGGUAGUUUUUAAUAAAAUAUCU